Terrapene triunguis (Three-toed box turtle) is the source of this 918-nucleotide messenger RNA. RefSeq names its product RUN domain containing 3A (gene RUNDC3A). NCBI's taxonomy places the organism in Eukaryota, Metazoa, Chordata, Testudines, Emydidae. The record is from RefSeq and is a predicted model, not a curated record. Gene Ontology annotation, cellular component: cytosol. The transcript has 8 exons. The coding region runs from base 1 to 918 and encodes 305 amino acids.
AUGGCGGCCCUGCCUGGCCCGGGGCUGGAGUAUGCCCAGCGCGGAUGGAAUCUCUGUGGAAUCGAGCUGCUCAAAUCGAAUCAAUCUGUCCGCCGCAUGCGUGAACUGCACUUCGUCAAAGGGGAGAGGUUUGGUUUCUGCUUGAAAGGGGAAGUAAUGGACGGGAAAACCCCUGUGGUCAUUGACUACACCCCGUAUCUGAAGUUUACACAGAGCUACGAUUACCUGAGCGACGAGGAGGACCGGAGGAGCGUGGAGAGCAGCACGAGCGAGGAGAGCUCCCCCGAGCACCCCUACCAGCUGCUGGUCACCGACGAGGACAGCUGGUACAACAAGUGGCGUAAGAUGGAGCAGAAGUUCCGCAUCGUGUAUGCGCAGAAGGGGUACCUGGAGGAGCUGGUACGGCUCCGGGAAUCCCAGCUGAAGGACCUGGAGGCGGAGAACAAGCGCCUGCAGAUGAGGCUGGAGGAGGUGAAGGUGCAGAACCAGCUGGAGAAGAGGGAGCUGGAGGGCGUCAUCCUGGAACUGCAGGAGCAGCUGACGGGCCUGAUCCCCUGUGAGAACACCCAGCUCUCCAAGGAGAUGGCCACGCCGCUGGUGAACCAGUGGCCGUCGCUGGGGACCCUCAAUGGGAACGAGAGCGGGUCAGACGCCAAGCUGUACAGGAGGCACAGCUUCAUGAGCACGGAUCAGCUGUCGGCGGAGAUCAGCCUGAGCUCGGAUUCCCAGAGGCUGGGGGAGGACAAGCAAGAAGGAGAGCCCUGGGGGCCAUUGGGGAAGGACCCCACCCCGUCCAUGCUGGGGCUCUGCGGCUCCCUGGCCUCCCUCCCAAGCUGUAGGUCCCUGGCCAGCCUGAAAUCUAACGAGUGCCUGGUGAGUGACAGCAACGAAGCCAGCCCCGCCCACAGCCCCAGUUGA